Salmo salar (Atlantic salmon) is the source of this 3258-nucleotide messenger RNA. RefSeq names its product UPF0450 protein C17orf58 homolog. Gene Ontology annotation, molecular function: protein binding. The record is from RefSeq and is a predicted model, not a curated record. NCBI's taxonomy places the organism in Eukaryota, Metazoa, Chordata, Actinopteri, Salmoniformes, Salmonidae.
GCUUCAUGAAUGAAGUGUCUCUGAUGUCACUCUGUUUACCUCUGCGUCGGAGUGACACGCCUUCCAUUCCAGGCUGGAGGCAUAUAAACCUCAGGAAUCCAGAGACACUCCAGCAGACUUCGAAGUUGGUCCAAUAGUACUUUUCAGGAUGACAGUGAUUAUUCUACUCCUGCUGGUACUUGCGUUUACCUUUUCUGAAGCGGAGGACAAUGAGCUGUUCUCCGUGAUCAGCACCCCCCCUGAGAAGGGCCAGAGUGUUUUACCCGACCCUGGCCAGAACCAGAGCACAAGGCUAGGGGCCAAAGACCCCUCUCUCACCAUCAACGAGCCCCUGGAAAAGAGCAGCAAAGCCGGGGACCCUAAGUACGCCCUCCACCCCCUUCCCUCUGGGGUCUGGCCCAAGCACAGUGACCCUCGCCCUGGCCCCCACAACAAGAGCAAGAAGGGCCCUAAAAAUGACCGCCUGAUCGAGCACAACAGCGAGAAGAACCGCGGCGAAGCGAGUCUAGCACUUCCCAAAACGCCACUGACCGCUGCUACCAACCGCACACAAAAAGUAAACGUGGACCCUUACCGAGACCCCCACACUAACUUCAACAACCCCCCGCAGAUUGACCCGGACAGUCACCCAAACUCCAGACCCAGGGGCCACCCCCACAUUCACCCAGCCACCUCCCCUCGCAGGGACCCCCCAACCAGAAAGCUGGACCCGGAGGAGAACCGCCCUGGAGGGAAGUCCAGUCUGUACCAGUCCGGCGGCGCCAACCGGAAUAACAGCCGCUCAUCUGUGCUCCUCAACCGUCGCUCCUCCAGCCUGCUCUACCACUUCGACAUCCUGAAACGAGAGUCUGACUUCACUCAUGAGGCUGUCUGCAUGAGUGAGUGCAGGAAGGAGAAGGAGGAGAGAGAGCAUUACUGCUACAGUGAAUUUGCCGUCAAUGGGAUCGUUCAUGACAUAGACAUGGUGCGUAAGGGCAUUAGACUCAUCACACUGAUGGUGAGCAGCGAUGGCUUCUACAAGAUGAGCCGUCUCUACGUCACUCCAGACAGCUUCUUUCUCAAAGUGCGUCUCCUAGUCCUGGACACCUACAAAUGUAGCAAGCCUUGUCCUGACAUCAAACUAGGUAGCCGGUACAUUGUAAUGGGCCAGAUCUACCACCGGAGGCGCCACCUCCCCAAUGACCUUCUGGCCCUGCUGGGGGGCAAACUGAAGCCAGGGGACGGCCUCCUGCGCAGCAACAACUACGUCAAGCGCUUCAACAAGAGGAGACACCAGAAAGCCCUGGAGGCUACCCGCUCCAAGUGUAGGUGAAACCAAAACACACUAUCGCCCCCUGCAGCGGUGGAAAAGACAUUGCAGCCGUCAAGAUGAAGUGACUGUGACCUAUAACCCUACAGCAUUUCAGCAAAGACGUAGAUGGACGAGGCCAAGAUGUUGUUGUUUUUUCCGGCAUGGACCUCCUGCACUUGUUUGUAUCAUAAUCCAGGUUGAGUCGUUAUGUUUUUGCUUGUCUGCCUGUACAGUCUUUACCUUGUAGCGUUGCGUCCUCUUUGAUAGAAGACACAAGUGGAGUCUAUAUCAAAGGUUCUCGUCUUUAAACCUCUGCUUGAAGUGCUGCCCCAUCAGAUUUCCUCCUACUGUUGCUCUCUAUUAUUGUGCAUGAGCAUUUAGUUGGAUAGAGGGCACACUUAACAAAGGUAAAAGAUGAGCUCUCUAGUAUAUCUCAAUGUUCAUAAGUCUUCUAUACUCAUUUAUUAAGAUGUCGUAGUACUUAAAAUGAUCAUUUAUUCAUGUCUGGUACAUGAAUCGGUCAGAUCAGUGCCUCCCUCUUAUUGGUUUCAUUUACGAUUGAAAUAUUCUGCCAGCGAAGCCAGAGUUCUGGUUCAAUGGAAUAAUUUAGGUAGAGGACAUUUUUCAUUGGCUAAUUCGAUGUAACACAACUUUUCAUCAGAAUGUUUUGGUUGUCCCGUGUCCACGUUUGAAGAUGUUGUCCGAGCAUGUGAAUGAAGCCCAUAUUUGCCCUGAGGGAGGAAGACUGCCAACUCCAGCCCCACUAUUCAUGCGAACACACACACACACACACACACACGCACACACACGCAUCUCCAAUUGGCUUGUUCCAGGUUAUCCCGAUCUAGUUGCACACUGGUGCUUCUCCAAUGGCAAGAGUCCAAUUACAUUUCGCCUUUAGAACUUGGUAGGAAACUUUAAAGGACUUCCUAUUGACUUCCUAUACAAUAUCAGCAAACUCCUAUUUAUGCCUGUAAGAAAAGCUGUCUCAUCUUCACACUGUUUUGUUCCUGUCAUUUGAUUGCAGGAAAUGCACUUUUACUGUAUGUGAAAGAGAAGAGGGGGGUGGGGAUGUAAGACUGGAAAAGCAGCAUCAACAACAAACCCCAGAGGAGGGAAAAGUUGAGAAAAGAGACAAAAAUAAACAAAUUCUUCUAAUGUUAAAGAUGUGUACAUGUUGAAAUAUCCGACGGAGAAAACAGACUUCAUAAGGGAACCUGAUGGUAUUAGUGAGUGUUUUUGUACAUCUAAUCGCGGGAAUCUGAUCCCCAGGGCACCUGGACACACGGAUUCAGAAAAGUGUGGCUCUCCUUGCCGGCUCUCUUUGGAGAUGGUGAGGUGAAAGCUAAUGCCGCCUCUGACCCUUAUUUGCUCAUGCACGCAAACACACACACGCACCCACAUCCGAUGCGGACAAAGUUCAAAGGAGACAUUUGAGAGUGGCAAAGGGAAGGAGAGAGGAAGGAGAGAGGGAGGAGGAGGGAAGGCGAAAAAGAAAGAAGAGAAAGAAGGUUACAGUGCCUUCAGAAAGUAUUCACACCCCUUGACUUUUUCCUCACUUUGGGAUUCAAAUGGAUUUAAUUGUCAUUUUUGGUCAACGAUCAACACAAAAUACUCUGUAAUGUGGAAGAAAAAUGUGAAUAUUUAUUACAAAGUUAUGAAAAAUAAAAUACGAAUAUAUCUUGAUUAGGUAAGUAUUCACCGCCCCAUAGACAAUACAUGUUAGAAACACAUUUGGAAGAGGUCACAGCUGUGAGUCUGUAGGUGAGUCUCUAAGAGCUUUGCACACCUGGAUUGUACAAUAUUUGCCCAUUAUUCUUGGUAACAUUCUUCAAGCUCUGUCAAGUUGGUUGUUGAUCAUUGUUAGAAAGCCAUUUUCAAGUCUUGCCAUAGAUUUUCAAGCCGAUUUAAGUCAAAACUGUAACUAGGCCACUCAGGAAUAUUCAAUGUCGUCUUGGUAAGCAACU